Trichoplusia ni (cabbage looper) is the source of this 3681-nucleotide messenger RNA. Its product is annotated as putative ferric-chelate reductase 1 homolog. The record is from RefSeq and is a predicted model, not a curated record. The coding region runs from base 410 to 2332 and encodes 640 amino acids. NCBI's taxonomy places the organism in Eukaryota, Metazoa, Arthropoda, Insecta, Lepidoptera, Noctuidae. The transcript is spliced from 13 exons. Gene Ontology annotation, molecular function: oxidoreductase activity, acting on metal ions.
CACAGGUGCGCGCCACAGACCGCGUCGCGCGUCGCUCACUGGUUCAAAAUUUAAAUACGAUUCAUUCAUUCAAACAGUUGCGAAAACUUAGCCGGAGUGGGUGCACGCUUCUCUCGCGUCUAAUUAUCAAAAAAAAAGUGCUUAAAUUCGAAACGAACUAUCAAAGUGAUUCUUAAGUAAAUAAAACAACUCUGUGUUAAAUUUUAAAGAGUUUAUUGACUCCAAACUGACAAAUUACAUAAAGUUUUAACAGUUAGCUCAACAAAAACAAAUCGUCGAAGUGCUGUGUGAAAUCAUUUGUGGGUUCAGUGAGAAAAUUAAUUAUUUCGUUCACGUUCAGUGUUUAGAAACUUUAUUCAUAUUGUUUGGAGUUUACUUCGUGGCUUGCUUGACCGGUUCUAUAAGCACAAUGUUGCCGAGGAAAAGAAAUGCGGUGAUAUUCAGCGUGCUAUUGGUGUUGUUGGCGCAGAGAACUGAACAAUAUGGGUCCGGGGCCCCUUCAACGGCCUGCACCGACCAGCUACCGCGACACGAGUCGAUUGCCCCCCAAUCCUCCACUCCUCCGUAUCUGAUCCUCACAUCAUCAGCUCAAGUGAGGCAGGGUGACACGAUCCAGGUGACUGUCGGGAGCCCGGCCGGCGCUCCCCUGCCGAUCGGCGGGUUUAUCAUGCAGGCGAGACAAAUACAGAACCCAGACAUAAUAGUAGGUAAGUUCGUGAGCGUGCCGGACCCGGCCACCACGCACAUGACGACGUGCACCAACGAGAACGACACCGUCACCCACUCGUCACCAGCAGACAAGCCGGCCAUGACCUUCCAGUGGCAGGCCCCAACUGACUUCCUUGGGGGAGUCGAGUUUAGGGCGACAGUAGCUCAAAGCUAUGCGACUUUCUGGAAGAAUGUGGAGUCCCCUCUCGUGGAAGUGGUAACACCUGAUACGCCUGUGAACGCGCCAGCCGCCGCCGCGCCCGCCUCUACCCGAGCCCCUCCACCGCCACCUGUUAUCAUGGAGACCAAGCCACGCCAAGAAGCUCGUCCCCUCGACAUUAUCUACCAGGGCUGUGCUGACACUAAACUCUGUUUCGGUGUCCCCCAAAACUGUAUCGCAAAGGGGGACUGCAAGGCCAUCGUAGCAGUAUUCGUCGCUGGAGACGUAUACACUUUCGAACUGCAAGCGAGUGACAACCCUAAAUAUGUUGCCGCCGGCCUGAGCUUAGACAACAAGAUGGGAGAUGAUAGUGCAAUGGAAUGUGUAAGAAACGACAAUGGGAGAAUUAACCUGUUCACAUCCUGGACUUACCCGAAGUCAGAACCUUAUGUCAGUCGGUCUGACUCCCCUCAAGACAUCGUCCAGUUGCUGGAGUCCUCAAAUAUAGAUGGGAAACUGUAUUGCAAGUUUAGAAGGGAUGUGGUGUCCGUCGUUCAGGGACAGACCUUCGAUUUAGCGAAUAAUAUGUAUAAUUUGAUGAUUGUCGCUGGGAAUUCGAUGAAAGACGCAGACCGCGUGGGCUUCCACGACGCAGCAUACGAGGCGACGGGCGCCCCCCAGGCGCUGGCCAGCGUGGGCGCGGCGGCCGCCAGCUCCAAGCUGCUGCUGAAGCUGCACGGCUGCUGCAUGCUGCUCGCCUGGCUCGGGACCGCCUCGCUAGGGAUACUGCUGGCUAGAUACUUCAGACAGACGUGGGUCGGUAAAACUUUAGGAGGCAAGGAUAUUUGGUUCGCGUACCACCGCAUCUUCAUGGUCCUCACGUGGGUGCUGACGAUGGCUGGCUUCAUCCUGAUCCUCAUCGAGGUUGGCGGCUGGUCCACUACCGGCGACAACCCUCACGCCAUCACAGGCAUCGUUACCGUCAUACUGUGCUUCAUACAACCUAUUGGAGCAUUCUUCAGACCACACCCGGGCACCAGCAAGCGCCCGAUCUUCAACUGGAUGCACUGGCUCGGCGGUAACGCUGCUCACAUACUCGGAAUUGUGACCAUCUUCCUAGCGGUAUACCUGCAGAAGGCUGAGCUGCCAUCAUGGACUGUGUACAUCCUGGCCGCCUUCGUGGCCUUCCACGUCGUCAUGCACUUCGUGCUUUCUCUAACAGUAUGCGUGUCCGACGGCCGCAUUUCCAACGGUCGUAUCACAUCGUUCCCCAUGAAGGACAUGUUGGGACAUCCGCGACAACCCACCGCGCUCGACCGCAGUACUGACGCGCCGUUCUCAAGCUUCAGACGACUACUGCUGGGUAUCUACACGCCUAUCAUCCUGCUAUUCGCAAUCGCCAUGAUCUGUCUCGUAGCACUAGCGCCCAUCACAGAAGCGUAUAACACUAUCAUGGGCUCCUAAACGUUGUAUAAAUGGUUGUAGUUGUAAAACCCCGUUAUAAAAAUAUUUAAUCAACUAUUGAUUGCGAUGAUGAUAUUUGAAAAUUCAUUGAUAAUACAUAAUCAAUAUUAGCUGUGUGUCAAAAACCCAGCUACAAAUUCUCUUCAAAGUUAGUUUUUGCAGCUGGGAAAUGACAAAAUCAUGACGGAUAUCUGUCUUUCAUACAAGCGAGUUGCGACUAAAAGCCUAUUUAGACGUUGCGAGAAGUAUGGUACAUUGUAAGUACCAUACUUCUCGCUACUCGUACCAUACCGUAAGUGUAAGUUGUAAUACAUUGCUGGCAAUCACACGUAACCUUAGAUCGCCGAGCUGCUUCGCUGUACAAUGUAUUGCAUCCUCGCAUGGGCCCUAAGAGGUGGACAAAACUAGUGAAACUAAGAGAAAUCUUAUAAAUAAGUACCUAAAAAAUGUUUUGUAUAACAAGACAGUGUUAAUCAAAAUAGUGUUUGAAUAUCUUUAUAAAAAGGGGCUAGCUUUAAGUGUUGCACGAAUAUUGUCAAUUAGUAUGUAAAGUUUGUGAUGAUCGACACUUGUUGAAUUUAUUUAUGAAUGCUGUAUGUAUUAAGUUGCAAUUUUGAAGAGUUAAAUCUGACCGGAUCAGCGCUACAAAGAGCUUUUGAAGAACUGUGGGUCUACUCCUAACAAAAUCAGUCUUUCAAUUAAAUUGAGAUUGAAUUGGUACCAGUGUCUUAUAAAACAUACAUCAAGAAUACUAAUAGUACUAAGACUUCUUAACCUUCUUGUGGUUCGAUAGUAGCAUUUCAGGGCCGAAUCAAAAUCAAAAACAGGACCAUACCUACUAGGUUCAAGAGUAACCCUGCUGGUGAGAGCUAAGCGCAGUGUGUUGCGCCAUCUAGCUUUCACAAUAGCAAGUCCUUCAUUGUAACGCAUAACUAUACGCAAAUCAUAUAUAAAAGUUUGAGGUCUUAUUUUAAACGUUCAAGUUGUAAAGAUAUGCUUAAUUAAAAAUAAUCAGGGUAAGUAAAUAAGCUUGUUGUGAACAAAAUCAGAACAAAAAAAAUUGAAGAUAAAUAUUAUGAAUACGAUAAUCAGUUAUGUCUGCAUAACUUAUUGUUUAACAAAUGCAAUUUUACAUUAAUUACAAGAUAUUAAUAUAACUUGACAUUAAACAUGAGACAUUUCAAUAUUACAAGAACUUUUUGGUACUAACAUGGUGCAAUCCGUCCGUAUUAAUAAGUUUAAAUACUUUAAUCAAUGUUACAUUGGAUGUUAGUCUUAAAUAAUUUAAUCAGUAAUGUAAGAUAAUAAUGUAAAUAUAGUUUCAAGGAAUUAAAAGUAAUUUAAGAAAA